GCAGAAUUUUAACGGAAUCGGCAGGAUUAUGAGCGGGAAAAUAAGUAAAGAGGAAUAUGAGAUGGAACGAAGGAGUCAGGGAGAAGGUUCAGAGAAUCCUAUGUUAGAUAAAUCGUUUGACAGCCGAUAUAUAGGAGGCCGACACAAAGUUCCAAUAAAGACGAGCAUCCAGGGAAAGGUGUAUAAUUUUCUCGAACGACCGACAGGAUGGAAAUGUUUUAUUUAUCACUUUACGGUGUUCAUGAUGGUGCUAGUCUGCCUCAUCUUCUCCGUUCUUUCGACAAUCGACCAAUACACGAAUUUUGCGAAUGAGACGUUAUUCUGGAUGGAAAUCGUGCUGAUCGUCUUCUUUGGUCUAGAAUAUUUCAUAAGACUAUGGUCGGCGGGUUGUCGGAGCAAGUACCUCGGUUUCCGGGGCCGUUUCCGUUUUGCUAGGAAACCCAUUUCAAUAAUCGACUUGAUAGUCGUUAUCGCUUCCAUAGUCGUCUUAUCCGUUGGUUCAAACGGUCAAGUAUUCGCCACAUCGGCCAUUAGAGGAGUUCGAUUCCUCCAGAUUCUUCGUAUGCUACAUGUAGAUAGGCAAGGAGGAACUUGGCGACUACUGGGUUCCGUCGUUUACAUCCACCGUCAAGAAUUAAUUACUACGCUCUAUAUAGGCUUCUUGGGAUUAAUAUUUUCUUCCUACUUCGUCUAUUUAGCAGAGAAGGAUGCUAAAAAUGAAGAUGGUAGAGCUGACUUUACUAGCUAUGCUGAUGCCCUUUGGUGGGGAGUUAUAACAGUGACGACAAUCGGUUACGGUGAUACAGUACCACAGACUUGGAUGGGGAAAAUUGUUGCCUCCUGCUUCUCUGUUUUCGCUAUCUCUUUUUUUGCUUUACCAGCCGGCAUACUUGGAUCUGGUUUUGCCCUUAAAGUUCAGCAGAAGCAACGCCAAAAGCAUUUCAACCGUCAGAUUCCGGCCGCGGCAACUUUAAUUCAGUGCCUUUGGCGUUGCUAUGCGGCCGAACCUCGUUCCAAUUUUUUCGCCACUUGGCACAUUCAUUUGUCGGAUAGAUCACAUCAUUUUAAUGCAUUCUCAAAAGUCGCAAGGCGAGCUUCAACAAUGAGAAAAAGACGUUUUUCAAGAAGCGUUCCCAAUCACAUUGAAAAUAGGAAGGAGAGUGAUGCAUCAUCCUCUCUCUACAUAGAAGCACCUUCAUCAACUCCAGAAGCGUCGAAGCCAGUAACGGACGCCUCGGAUGAAAUGGACUUCGAUAUUGACGAACAUAGCAGCAAACCUUCACUUUUAACGGAAGCUCAUAAAUCUGCAAUUCGAGUAAUUCGAAGAAUUCGUUACUUUGUUGCGAGGCGGAAAUUUCAACAAGCUAGAAAACCUUACGACGUCAGAGACGUUAUAGAACAGUAUUCACAGGGGCAUUUGAACAUGAUGGUUCGUAUCAAGGAACUGCAAAGGCGGCUAGAUCAAACUCUUGGUAAACCUGGCACAUGGUUUGUUAGUACUGAAAAAGAUAAGCAAAAGAUGACUGUAGCAGCUAGAUUAACAAGAGUAGAAAACCAGGUUAAUAAAAUGGAUCAGAAAUUGGACCAGAUACUCGUCCUUCUCAAUAUAAUAUCGAGGGGUCAAAGAAGAGUUUUAGAAGGUGAAAAUUUGUUAAAGGAUUGAACCUUUUAAAAAAAUGAUAUAUAAAGACACAAACAAAAAAUUGCUUUUUAUAAAAAAAAACUACAAAAGAGAAUUUCUUAAGGAGUAAUCAGCGUGCAGAUAUCUUAAAAAAUUCAAAAAAAUACUUAAGAGGAAGCCGUUAAAUGUAAGAAACAGCUACGAAGAAAAAGAAAGUACAUAGAAGAAAGAGGAGAGGAAAUACGAGGAGAGAGAAAGAGAGAUAGAUUGAAGGAAUGAAGGAUGAAUGAAUGGAAAAAAGUUAGCGAGUUGGAGAGAGAUUUAGGGAAUUGAGAUGCAAGAAUUAAGAGGCAAAAGAUAAAAAGAUAGCAAGAAAGAAGAAGUAAGAAAGAGAGAAAGAGUGAGUGUAAAUGUGAGAAAGAGAGAGAGAGAGAGAGAGAGAG
This is a messenger RNA of Dimorphilus gyrociliatus, 2064 nucleotides long. Lineage: Eukaryota; Metazoa; Annelida; Polychaeta; Dinophilidae. The record is from the annotation of a GenBank genome assembly.